Molecule: messenger RNA, 4654 nt
Organism: Sarcophilus harrisii (Tasmanian devil)
Lineage: Eukaryota; Metazoa; Chordata; Mammalia; Dasyuromorphia; Dasyuridae
Gene: KLHL33
Product: kelch like family member 33
Exons: 4
Coding region: 759-3086 (775 amino acids)
Molecular function (GO): protein binding
Source: RefSeq, a predicted model, not a curated record
AUAACUCAAUUCGCUGCAGCCCCCUCUUAGUCAGAGCAGGGCUCACCUCCCUCUACUCGCCUUUCCAUCACGCUCACUAUCCGCGGCUCAGACAGCUUUCCUGGGUUAUUCGCGUUCUUCCUCCUUCAAUGCUCGAGCUGUCAUAGACUUUUUAAUGUUCAGCUCCCCUAUCUACAAGUGGGAGAGAGGUCAUCCGGGGACUGGGCUCUAGGGAUUGGGUGUCCGAGUCCAGGCAGCCGCAACCUCAGCCCCUUACCCGACUAUAAUUAGCUCACUAGGGCGACAGGCCAGGGUGGCCCCAUAAGUCCCCUCUCCCUGGGGCUCAGAGACAAAGCCCAGCACCUAGGUGAGGAGGGUGGGGGAGCUUGUGAAGGUGACCGGCUAUAGAAACUAACGUCACCAUCUCAGUUCGGCAAGGGAGAGGGCAAUAGUGGGACAAACACUAGACCAGGAAGGGUCCCUAUAAUCUCUGCCUCCUUGAGGCUCCGAAUCUAUCUCCUGUUUGCUGCGAGAUAGCCCGGCUCCCCCAGAAGGCUGAGAAAAGGGAACUGUCUUUGAGGGGGGUUGGGAAGGCUGGAGGUUUAUGUGGCAGAACGCCUGAAGUACAGGUUUGGCACUUCUCGGACUUGAUGAGUGAUGAAAGGGGAUAGAGGUGCAUUUUAUCUACGUUCGCGGGCAGAGCAGUAAAAACUCAAGUUUUGACAGGUGCCUAAUUUCGCCCCUCUCCCAAUUUUUCUCAGACCAACCCAGCUCUGGCCAUGAGUUCCCCAGGCACCGUGAUCUGCAACGAAGAUGAGGGGCUACUUUCCCCUCAGUUCCGGAAGGACUACCCCAGCCUCUCUUUACCAACUCAGCAAAGCCCCACCUGGCCUUCCUCCCCAGACGAAGACUCGGGUCUGCUCCCCUUCCCUCUGGGACAACCCAGUCACCGGACCUCCCAUCUUGGAGAUCUUCCUUCUCCUUCCUUGUCCCUGGAGGAAGAUGAAGAAGGGGAAACUGAGGCGCUAGUGAGUGAGGAGCACCCAGGCCAGUUCUUUGCAGAAGCUCGACGGCUUCGGGACUUAAGCCUGCUGCUAGAUUUAGAGGUAAUAGUGCAGGGUCGAAGGUACGCGGUGCAUGGGGUGGUCUUGGCUUCAGUCAGCAGCCUCUUUCGCUCCUGGCUGCUGGGCAAUGGGGACCCAAGACCCCCCAUACAGCUGGACGUAGCACCCCAGGGUUGGGAGGCAGUGCUGACCUUCGCCUACGAGGGGGUGGUGGGUCCCGCCGCUUUGGGCGAUGUGAUAGCGGCAGCGGAGCUACUGGGAGCCCCUCGGGUAGCAGCAGCUGCUGUAAGGAGACUGGAAGGGGACCGAAACCAAGGAGACAAGGAGCAAGAGGGACUGGAUAAAGCUAAGGAGUUGAGAGAGAAUCUGAGCAUCAUGGAGCAGCUCUACCGUGAGGGUGUUGGCUGUGACCUGGAGCUGAAAGCAGAGGGCUGCCACCUGAAGGUGCACCGUGUGGCUCUAGUCUGCGGGAGUGAGUUCUUCGGGGCGAUGCUCCUGAGUGGGAUGAGGGAAUCUCAGGGCUCAGCUGUCACACUACGUACAGUCUCAGCCCCCGAACUGCAGCUCCUCGUCUCCUUUGCCUACUCAGGGGCGCUGCAAACAAACUGGCCAGGGCUGCUGAGGGCCACCCUGACUGCCCUGCAGUACCAAAGCGGCUCCUGCUUGGCCUUAUGCCAGAGAGCCCUGGCCCGAGGCCUUAGCCCAGUCCGAUGCUUGGCCUUGCUUCCCGUGGCUGAAGCCCCAGGCCUGGAGAGACUUUGGGACAAAGUGCAUCACUACCUCCUCAACCAUCUGCCCGCGGUGGCGGCCUGCCCUACCUUCCCAGACCUGCCUCCUCCCUUCCUGGCCAGCCUCCUGGCCAGCGAUGAGCUGCAUCUAGAGGAAGAAUUCGAGGCUUUCCAGGCGGUGUGGCACUGGUUGGCAGCAGAUCCCCUUGGCAGAGAGCCUGAAGCGGAGACUCUACUGCGCUGCGUCCGCUUUGGUCGCAUGUCCACGCGGGAACUGCGGCGAGUGAGAGCUGCCGGACUGCCCCCACCGCUGCCCCCCUCCCUGCUACACCAGAUCCUGGUGGCGGCCGAGGUGCCGGGCCGAGAAAGGCGGCGGGAGCCUGAGCGGGCCCUGGUGGUGAUCGGUGGAGACGGGCUCACGGCAGACUUGGCUCAGAGCCAGCCGUCCCGAGGGGUGUGGUGGGCGCGCGCCUUCUGCAGUGGCGUGGGGCUGGUGCACACAGUGGAGUGGGGGAGGCUGCCCACCCUGCCCCCUCCGGGGCGCUUCCGGCACGGCGCUGCCAGUCUCACUGGGAGCGAGCUGUACGUGUGCGGAGGGCAGCACUACUACAGCCACUCAGACACCCUGACCUCAGUGCUCAGGUGGGCACCUGGCCAAAGUAAUUGGGAAGAGUUGGCUCCAAUGUGUCAAGCUCGGUCUUUCUUCCCACUGGUGGCUCACGAUGGACAUCUUUAUGCGUUGGGUGGGAGAGACAACGGGGCUGCCUUGGAUUCGGUGGAAGCCUAUGAUCCCAAGCUUGAUGCUUGGAGGUCAGCACCACCCCUCCCCACACCCUGCUUUGCCCACGCUGCCUCUGUGUUGGAUGGUCAGGUCUAUGUGAGUGGAGGCUGCAAUGAGUUUGGUCAAUAUCUGGCCUCCCUCUUUAACUACAACCCUACUCGCAAGCCGUCAUGGGUCCUGCUGAAUCCUAUGAAGACCCCUCGGGCUAGCCAUGUCAUGGUAGCCCUGGGUGGACGACUCUAUGUAGCAGGAGGUUUGGGUGAGGCCGGAGACCUGCUUAGUUUUGAAGCAUAUGAGCCCAGGACUGACACCUGGAUGAGCUUGGAACCCUUGCCCUCUCCCCAUGUGGGAGCUGCUGGAGUCUCUCUUCAAGGGGAGAUCCUAGUUUUGGGGGGCUAUAGUCACCAAACAUAUGCUCUCUCCCACUUCAUUCAUGCAUACUGCCCCGGCCUAGGCCGCUGGCUUUGCCUGGGAACCUUGCCCCGACCCCGAGCUGAGAUGUCUGCCUGUGUCCUUCAGCUAUCUCCUGUAUAGCUGCAAACUCCAGGAGCUGAUUUAGCUCAGACUUAACUCCUUAGUCAGGCAGAAAAAGGAGGAGGAGAAAAAGAUGGAGAAUCAGGAUGUGCAGAUUGAGGAUAUGGGCAAGAGGGAAAGAAGCACUUGAGGGAAAAAUAGAUCAUAUGAUGGGGGAAAGCUUUACAGAAGGUUUUCUUCAUUUUGUGUGCUAGGGACUCCUUUGGCAGUCUGUGACAUCCAAGGACCACUUCUCAGGAUGAUAUUUUUAAACUUUGUGCACAAUAUAAACUAUAUAAGAAUACAAAAGAAACUAAUUAUACUGAAGUACAGUAGGAAAAUAAAGUUAGGGGGAAAAAACUUUGUUCAACUCCAUCCAAGGCUUAUGGAUCUAAAGGUAGACCUAUGCAUGGCACAGGCCAUGGCACCCUAUCAUCCUAGGAUUUAGAAUGGAAGCAGAGCUUAGAAACUGUCAUUUUAUGGAUAAAGGAACCAAGGUCCAAAAUUUUAAGGGAGCUGUGCAGAUAAACACAAACAAUAAAUCUAAGUUAUGGAAAGAUCAUGGAAAGAAAUGGGAAGCAAGGAAAAUUUGAUAAAAGUUUUAAAAGGUCUAAAAGACCUUUUCUUCCUCGCUUAUCUCUUUUACCUUGUUAAAUAAUAUUUUUUUCCCCACUGCCAUGCUCCAAAGUGUCUGAACUCUCCUGACCAGACCAUUUCCCUCCUUAAAUAGCCCCUUAGAAUAAGCUUGGCUUUUUUAUAUCUCAAUCAUCACAUCUACCUUUGGGGAACUUCUAGGUUCCAACAAAAUUGAAGGCUCAAGCAAAGAAGCCCUUGACUAGAGUUGUAAGAAGUGAGGAAAUGCAGUAGAUAAAGUGCCAGAUUGGGAACUGGGACAACCAGGAUUCCAAUCCUGCCUCUGAUACUUAAGUAGCUAUUUGAUUGAGCAAAAUCAUUAAAUAUUUCCCAUUCAUUUUUCUCAUUUAUAAAAGGAGAGAACCUCUAAGGUCCCUUCUGGCUCUCAGUCUAUGAUUUUAUGAUUUAGGUAGGAAUUAACUUCAGGAAAGCUGCUGAUAGAAGCAGAUGUGUGUAUAUAUGUGUGGAUGGACAGGGUUGUUUUUGGUGAAGGGAAAGGGCAGGUGAAACAGAGAUGGAUUUAAAAGAGUCUAUACUGGAAGGGGUUAUGAUUUAGGGGAUAGCAAGUGAACUAGGGAACUUCACUGCCUGGAUCUCUCCUUACCCAGCAUCCCCAGGAUAGAUUGUGAGGUGAGUGAAAAGAAACAUUUUUUUUACUUUUAGACUGUCCAGUUGAGGAAGAGGUGAAUAGAAGGAUAAUUUGAACACCAUGAGAACUGGACAAGAGAUCCCCUAUUCCCUUUACUCCUUUUCCCUGGGAUUUUCCUGACCCAUCUAUUUUUUUCUGAAUGGGGAAGGGGAAUAGGGGCACAGAUACACUGUGUUUGGGGAAUUUUUGAUAUUCAUUUAGUAAAAGACAAAUAGCUAUUUCAAAGAUAUUCCAGGGAUAUACCUAUAUUUUAUUUUUAAAAUUCUGAACUUAAGAAAUAAAACAAGCAUUUCCAUAACAAAGCAGA